CAGGUUGGAGAGAUCACAAAGAUCAUGAAAGCCUACAUAAACAUGAUCGUGAAGAAACGCUGCAGCGUGAAGUCGGUGUCCAGUUAUGGAGCCAGCUGGAUCAGGUGAUCGAUGCUACAGGACACUUAAUGUACUCGGUUACAGUCCACCUGACAGCAAAGAAGCAAGCAUGGAGGAUGAGUUAGACUUCUUGAAACAAAAGGAGGAACAGUCAUGCAUCUGAAACCCUUAUUAUCUCUCAAAGUGUGGCCUCCCUCCAAACAUGGUCACAUUAGUUACACUGGUCUUCUCUGUCAUCUGGCUUGAAAUGUGCUUCAGGUAUCUGAUAUGCCUUUUUUAUAUUAAAAGAAAAGAUAUAACGCAUCACAAUUCAAACAGACAUCCACAUCUGAGUUAGGACUUUUUUAACUCCCAAAAGUGAGAAACUUUUUUGUCACCAUACAUCCAAACAAUAGGGGUAGGUUUUUUAGGUUGCCAUGAUAAACAUGUUCUUUUUCAGUUUGUAGUUCUUACACAUGUCGUCCCCCAUUGUUCUAAAUGUCCUCCUGGUUGGAGAUCCCCUCAGGUUUCUGUGUAAUAGGAAUUGUCCGAGGGAGAUAAUCUUCCAAAUCUUGCCUUAUUGAAGUGUUUAUUUGAGCUCUUCUGUACAUUCAGUGCAGAUGCUGCCUUUCAUGAAUGGAAUAUACUUGUUUGGUAUCUCGGUACUUACUGCUUCCUCUGGUACCAUUAAAUCACAUCACUACGUUGAAAACAGAAAAACUUGCCUCUUAGAAGUCAAAUAAAUGCAUCUAACAAAAAAAGCUGAUGUUAAUAACCACUGCAUCUGGGGAAAAUGCAAUGUCAACUAUGUUAGAAUAAGUCCUUUGUGUAAAGCUUUUUGAUUGUGUGCUGACUCGGCGGUAUGUCUUUGAAACAAAGGAUUCAGGAUGUGAUAUUAGAAAUGAGUGACUAUAGGGUUUGUUCAUUACGUCUGUGUCUGACGAUUGUUUUACUGUGUGUAUUUCAGUGAUGUCAAAGGCCAUGUGAGGGUGGGGUAUUUAUUUAUUGAAGUAUAAAUGGCAUCAAGCAGACUGAGCAAAUGAACGGCCUGCUGGAAAUGUACUGGUUUAGUUUUCCCAGUUCAUUUUAUUUCUUUAUUUGUGCAUUCAGGGGCACAGAAAUGUAUUUCAGAAAUGUAUUGUUUAAAAGUAUACUGUGCUGUUUCUCCAUUUUGUGAUUUGCUUUUGUCAACAUCAAAGUGUGUUGAGCCCGACAGCAAACCUCGCCAACUCCCUUUAAAACGUCGCUGUGGUCCAGUGUAAAUAAACAGAACGGACUGAAGCCGACACCAGUCAACUGACAGUACAGUUCAUGACAACAGUAUGAUCCAGACAUAAUGAGCUUAGUGUUUACCUCGCAUCGCGUCACUGUCUUCCAUUGCUCUUCAAUCGUACUCACUGAGGCAAUCUGGUUAGCUGCCGGCGGCCAAACCAGAGGCUUUGAUGUUGCUGUGACGAUGACUGUAUUUCUGAGAUUUCUGAUUGUUUUGACAAAGAAAAAUCAGAAUUUGUUUUAUAUCAAAAUUCAAAGAUGUUUUAAUAAAUUAUUGUAUUUCAAAA
Messenger RNA from Labrus bergylta (ballan wrasse), 1598 nucleotides. NCBI's taxonomy places the organism in Eukaryota, Metazoa, Chordata, Actinopteri, Labriformes, Labridae. The record is from RefSeq and is a predicted model, not a curated record.